AUGGACGCAGGGCCCCGGGAGCGCGGGGGCCGCUGCCCUGCCCCCUGCAAGCUGGUCCCCGUCGGCUUUCGGGCUGAGGCGUGGAGGCUCUUGGUCCUGUCUGGACCCCUGUUCCUGUUCCAGUUGCUGUCCUUCAUGAUCUAUGUCGUGAGCUCGGUGUUCUGUGGGCACCUGGGCACAGUGGAGCUGUCGUCCGUGACCCUCUCCGUGGCCUUCGUCAAUGUGUGCGGAGUCUCCGUGGGCCUCGGCUUUUCCUCAGCGUGUGACACCUUGAUGUCCCAGAGCUUCGGCAGCCCCAACAAGAAGCACGUGGGCGUCAUCCUGCAGCGGGGCGCGCUCAUCCUGCUGCUCUGCUGCCUCCCCUGCUGGGCGCUCUUCCUCAACACCCAGCACCUCCUGCUGCUCCUCAGGCAGGACCCGGCCGUGGCCAGGCUAACCCACGAAUACGUGCUGAUUUUCAUGCCCGCACUUCCGGUGAUUUUUCUUUACAACCUGCUGGCAAAAUAUUUGCAAAAUCAGGGGAUCGUCUGGCCCCAAGUCCUCAGCGGCCUCGUGGGCAACUGCAUCAACGCCUUGGCCAACUACGUCCUGGUUUUGGUGCUGAGCCUGGGGGUCAGGGGCUCUGCCUACGCCAACACCCUCUCCCAGUUCGUGCAGACCGUCUUCCUGCUGCUCUACAUCGUGCUGAGGAAGCUGCAUCUGGAGACGUGGGCAGGCUGGUCCGUGCAGUGCCUGCAGGACUGGGGCCCCUUCUUCUCCCUGGCCCUCCCCAGCAUGCUCAUGAUCUGCAUCGAGUGGUGGGCCUACGAGAUCGGCAGCUUCCUCAUGGGCCUGCUGAGCAUAGUGGACCUCUCUGCCCAGGCCAUCAUCUACGAGGUGUCCACAGUCACCUACAUGAUUCCCAUGGGGCUCAGCAUCUCUGUCUGCGUCCGAGUGGGGACGUCCCUGGGAGCUGCAGACACGGUGCAAGCCCAGCGCUCCGCCGCCUCAGGCGUCCUCUGCACAGUUGGCACCUCGCUGGUCAUCGGCGCCCUGCUGAGCCUCCUGAAAAACGACCUGGGCUCCGUCUUCACCCAUGAUGAGGAGGUCAUCGCCCUGGUGGACAAGGUCAUGCCCGUCUACAUCGUCUUCCACCUGUUUGAGGCCAUCUGUUGUGUCUACGGCGGAGUCCUCAGGGGCACCGGCCGGCAGGCCUUCGGGGCCGUGGUGAACGCCAUCGCCUACUACGUCGUCGGCCUCCCGCUGGGCAUCGUUCUGGCCUUUGUGGUCAGAAUGAGGACCAUGGGCCUCUGGCUGGGCAUGCUGGCCUGCGGCGUGCUGGCGGCGGCGGCCCUGGCGGCCUACACUGCGCGGAUGGACUGGGCGCGGGCGGCCGCGGAGGCUGAGAAGUACGCGGGGCUGCGGCGGCAGGGCACCGAGCACCCCGCGAGCGGGGCCCCCAGAGCCAGGCCCGAGGAAGCGGCCGUGUCUGCAGUGGCCACAGGCACCUGCCCUGGCGUCUCCCUGACCAAGUUCUCGAGCCCCGGGUGCCACGCGGACCUCUUCAGGACGCCAGACGCAGCCCUGGCCCCCCCAGCUCCUCCCGGCGGGCUGUCGGGGAAGCAGCUGGCCAUCCGCCGCGGCGCUGCUCUGGGGGCCGCGUCGGCCACGCUGACCGUGGGGCUCGUGGUCAGCAUCCUGGCCUCCAGGCGCUAG
This is a messenger RNA of Eptesicus fuscus (big brown bat), 1695 nucleotides long. It is a transcript of the gene SLC47A2, whose product is annotated as solute carrier family 47 member 2. The record is from RefSeq and is a predicted model, not a curated record. Gene Ontology annotation, cellular component: membrane. Gene Ontology annotation, molecular function: xenobiotic transmembrane transporter activity; antiporter activity. The transcript is spliced from 17 exons. Lineage: Eukaryota; Metazoa; Chordata; Mammalia; Chiroptera; Vespertilionidae. The coding region runs from base 1 to 1695 and encodes 564 amino acids. Gene Ontology annotation, biological process: xenobiotic detoxification by transmembrane export across the plasma membrane.